AGGUAAGUCCUUUGUUAAGCAUCUUGACCAGUCCACACGUCUGGUAAUGCAAAGUGAAAGUGCAGGCUUAUGUCUGAGUUUGUAUUGUGAAGACCGAGCUCUUGUAGCGAGGCUGUUUCAGCACCACGGGGAGCGACCGCGCCGCCCGCAUAAUUAAUCCAUAAAGAACUCAUUCAAUCCUCCGCCCAGCCGUCACGCUAUUGGCUGACCGCUAAUCUACUUCCUGAUUUGUUGCUGUCAGUCUCCCUCCAAAUAAAUAGUAAUGUACCUGUAACAGCGUGUACAGGUUGCCAAAGAGAUUACGUUGCUGCUUUAAAGGUCCUGAAGACUGACAAACCGAGUAAUUUCGUUUGCGGCAGCGACAGUAAACCUCACGGAUUGAUUUUUUUUUAUAAAAAAAGUUUUGAAAUGAAUCUAAACUACACAUCUCAGCUCCCCCAGAUGCCGACUCAGAGGUCAACGUCGUUCUUUAUUGAAGAUAUUUUACUACAUAAACCUAAACCUUUGCGAGAUGUGUUUCCUUCGCCCUUUUCAAACUCUCUGGCGUCCCGGAUGCCUCUUUUAGAAUAUGGAUAUCCACUAAUGCCUACACCGAUACUGGCUCCUCAUCCGCAUCAUCCGCUACACAAACCUGAACAUCAUCCUUACUUUUUCACCUCCGGAAUGCAGAUGCCUGCGUUAUUUCAGCAUCAUCCGGAAUUACCAGGAAAACACUGCAGACGCAGAAAAGCUAGGACUGUGUUCUCAGACUCACAGUUAUCUGGACUGGAGAAAAGGUUCGAGAUCCAGAGGUAUCUCUCCACACCUGAGCGCGUGGAACUGGCAACGGCACUCAGUCUAUCCGAAACACAGGUAAAAACGUGGUUUCAAAACCGGAGGAUGAAGCACAAAAAACAGCUGAGGAAAACACAAGACGAUCAGAAAAAUCCAAACGAUGUUGACCGAUCUCUGGACAACGCGAGCGACAGCGAAAUGCACGAGAAAAAUACAGAAGACGGCAAAAACGGCAUGAGCCCGGACAGAUACACGUUGGAUGAAAAUGAAGAUGAUGUCGAUAUUGAGGAUGACAUUUGUUCUCCUGAACAUUUACUCUAGUAUUAUUAUUAUUAUGGACAAUCAGAAAACGAAAAUGUACAAAUAAAUUACGAUCUUUUAGAUAGGAAAUUACAUAUACUAUUUUAUUAUUAUUAAUUUCAAAAUAACAUUAUUUUAAUCUGUUGUUUAAGCGCUUAAGAAAUGUUUGGACAAAGCUAAAAACAAUGAAGCAUGUUUUUUUAUUAUUAUUAUUAUUAUUAUUAUUAUUAUACAGUCUGGCUUUGUGACUGGAUAUACACUGACCAUUUUGUAAAUGUAAAACGAAUGGUAGGUAAUGUACAGACAAUAUGUAAAUAGA
Messenger RNA from Paramisgurnus dabryanus, 1393 nucleotides. It is a transcript of the gene bsx, whose product is annotated as brain-specific homeobox. Gene Ontology annotation, biological process: regulation of DNA-templated transcription. Gene Ontology annotation, molecular function: DNA binding; DNA-binding transcription factor activity, RNA polymerase II-specific. The record is from RefSeq and is a predicted model, not a curated record. Lineage: Eukaryota; Metazoa; Chordata; Actinopteri; Cypriniformes; Cobitidae.